AUUUAUUUUAUUUUGAUUUUGCCUAAUUUUUCUGAUUAGACUUGUGCAGUUUCCCUAAGUUUUCUGUAAAAGUGAUUUUAUUUAUUGUAUUUAUCUAUAGUUCUCGCCAAUUCUUAAUCCGUUUCUAGGAAUGCAUACUCUAUGUGAAUCACUACAGUAGAAAUCGGUGAUGAUUUUAGAAAAUAAAAGUGAUUAUGCGUAUGUUUGGUUCACCUCUGGAUGCGUAAAAUUGCUAUCGGAGUAAAAUUGAUUAUCCUUUCUAGAAUUGAUUUUACUUAAAGUUGGGAUUUUUUAGCUUUUGAGUCUAGUAGCGAGUUUCACACUAAAAUUUAUUAUUCAACACACUUUUGCAAAAAGUACCGAAACAUAAAUUACUUUACCUUCAAGGCACUUUUAACUCAAUUCCCUCGGAGUUGUCAAUAGCGGCGCUAUCCCGGGAUAGCGGUCCGGAUGGGUGAUUCCGCUAUUGGAUGUUUAGCGGCCGCUAUUUGAUGUUUAGCAGGAAGCGGGAGUGGGGCACCUCAUACUAGUAUGCGAUACUCUUUCAAUUUGAGGUGUGAAUGAUCUAAUGGAAUCCAAAACAAGUGAGAAGGAAUCCAGUAGUAGUAAUUCAUUGUUCUACGAAGCUCCCCUUGGCUACACUAUUGAAUACGUUCGUCCAAACGGUGGAAUCAAGAAGUUCAGAUCAGCUGCUUACUCCAACUUCUCUAGGAAGCCAUCCUGAAACCGAUCUACUUUGCGCGGAACCUGUUUUUUCUUUUCAUUAGACUUAAAUAAUUCAGUACUCUACUUCGAAAGACGUCUUUCCAACUGAUUUUUCGCAAUUGUGCUUUCUUUGUUCUCUGUUUUCGGGUUCUGGUGGUGUACGAUUCUUUUUCUGAAACAAAAUGGCCAUGGAAGUCUCUGCAAUUGGUUUUGAAGGGUUUGAAAAGAGGCUAGAGAUAUCAUUUUUCGAACCGGGAAUAUUUGUGGACCCUGAAGGAAAGGGUCUUAGGUCUUUAACAAAAUCCCAGAUAGAUGAGAUUCUAGGACCUGCAGAAUGCACCAUUGUUUCCUCGCUAUCAAAUGAAAAGGUUGACUCUUAUGUUCUCUCUGAGUCCAGCCUUUUUGUUUAUCCAUACAAGAUCAUAAUCAAAACAUGUGGUACUACCAAAUUGUUGCUUUCGAUUCCUCCUGUAUUGAAGUUAUCCGAGGAACUUUUCCUUGGUGUUAGAUCAGUGAGAUACACCCGUGGAAGUUUCACUUUUCCAGGUGCUCAGUCCUUUCCACAUCGCAGCUUCUCCGAGGAAAUUGCAGUCCUUGAUAGCUACUUUGGGAAGCUUGGAUCAGGGAGCUCGGCUUAUGUUAUGGGUGGUUCAGACAGCCCACAGAAAUGGCAUGUCUACUCUGCUGCUGCAGAGUCUGUGAGCUUAAUUGACUCUGUUUACACUCUUGAGAUGUGCAUGACAGGUUUAGACAGAGAGAAAGCAUCGGUUUUCUACAAAGAACAGUUUAGUUCAGCAGCCCUGAUGACUGCGAAUUCUGGUAUUAGAAACAUUCUUCCAGAUUCACAAAUAUGUGAUUUUGAUUUUGAACCGUGUGGAUAUUCAAUGAAUUCUGUAGAAGGAGUUGCUGUUUCUACAAUUCAUGUUACUCCUGAAGAUGGUUUCAGUUACGCCAGCUUUGAGACAUGCGUGGAUAAUUUGGAGCUGAUGAAUCUGAAUCAAUUGGUUGUGAGAGUGUUGACAUGCUUCCAACCGAAUGAAUUUCUAAUAGCUGUGCAUGUGGACGUCGAAAGCAAUUCAUUUAUGCAGAACUGUUUGGUGAAUGUUAAAGGAUACUGUCGACAAGAGAGGUGUUACCAGGAACUUGGAAGAGGUGGCUGUGUUGUCUUCCAGAAGUUCAUGAAGACUUCUGGUUGCAGUUCACCUGUCUCAACUCUGAACUGUUGGAAAGAGGAAGAGGAGGAGUAGUAGUAUAUCAAUAAUCAAUUUAGUGUCUUUCAUGGUUUUUAUGUUUCAGUAAAAAUAAAGUUGGCUUUUGUGGCCUUUUGGGAUGGUACUUGUUUGUCAUUUAGUCCUCGGAUGACUUGAGGUACAACUGUCGUUGGUUGUUUAUUUUACAGUUUGGUUGUUGUUUUCAUUGUCUGUUGGAUUGAAUAAUUAUGUAUGAUGUUGGAGUACAUCUUUUAGACUUGUUUUUUCACUAUUCAUGUAACACUUGUAUGGGAUAUCUACUCAGUUCUAGUUUCUCCCUUGUUAUACUGAAAUAGUGAUUACUUAUAAUAUUAUUGACAAAUUAUUAUGA
Molecule: messenger RNA, 2286 nt
Organism: Vicia villosa (hairy vetch)
Lineage: Eukaryota; Viridiplantae; Streptophyta; Magnoliopsida; Fabales; Fabaceae
Product: S-adenosylmethionine decarboxylase proenzyme-like
Exons: 3
Coding region: 888-1952 (354 amino acids)
Biological process (GO): spermidine biosynthetic process; spermine biosynthetic process
Cellular component (GO): cytosol
Molecular function (GO): adenosylmethionine decarboxylase activity
Source: RefSeq, a predicted model, not a curated record